CUCGCGUCUUCUUGUUCCCCGAGCUUCCAUCGCCCGCGCCCUGGCAUCCGCCUGCUCCUCUCGGCCGACCGGCCCUGCUCCACUGCGCCAAGCUCCUCCCUCACCCUGGUCCCGGUCCUCAGCGUGCCUGCUCCCUGGAGCUCGCCCAUGCCGCGCGCUCCUCCGUGCCGGCGUUCUCUACUCGACCAUGGCGUGGACAGCCGCCGAGCCCCCUCCGCCCGUCUUCCCUCUGUUCAGAGCGCCGUCACCUGGAGUCCCUACGCGCUCCAUCUCUGCCUGGCCAUGGAGCUCGCCCCUGGCUCGGAUUCCAGCGCCCCGCUCCCUGUUUGCCCCAGCUCGCCUGGCCGCUGCGCAGCCCCCUCGGCUUCUCCUCCCUCAGCUCGUCUCUCCUGCCCGUGCGCGUCCUUCCCAUGGCUGUCUGUUCGAGCUCCUCCCUGCGUCGCGCGCGAGCUCGGCGCCCAACUCUCCUGCGCACUGGUCGCCCCUCCCUCUGUUCGCUUGCGCGCAGUCAUGCCCCUGCUUCAGCUCUGGAGCAUCCCCACGCGCGCGUUCUGUUCCUCCUGCGCGUGAGCUCAGCGCCCCUUCCGGCCUCCUGUUCGCCAUCAGCGCAGUAGUUUCUCUUCAAGUGCAGCGCCGGUUGUCCUCGUGCUCAGCUCCAAGCUCGCCCAGCUUUGGUGGUCGUCGCCUCCACCUCGACCUGAGCACCGCCACGGAGUUCGCCCCUUCCAGACUUCCAGUUACCUUGUCGCACCUGCGUUCUUGCCCCUGCCCAUAGCACAGCAGUGGCGAUGUGCUUCAUCCAGCUCUUCCCUAGUCGUCGAGCUCCGAGCACAACCCGAGCACCACCCUUGUCCGCGUGAGCUCGACUGGAUCCCCACCUUCGCGACCUCGCCAUCGAUUUAGCUGCUGCCCAUGUCAUGCUCCCUGCGCAGCAUCUUCCUUAGCCAUGGCGAGUCCCUCGCUGCCACGAUUGUCCAGUGGUUGGCCCACGCCGUCCCUACUCCUCUCAGUCUGCUGCUACUUGUGUUUGUGUCCGAGCCCGCCCGGCUGCAACCUCGCUUUGCUCUGUUUGUGUCUGAUCCCGCCCGGCUGCAACCUUGCUUUGCUCUCCGUGUCGCUGCUCUCCGAAUCCAGCCUCAUGUUGACGCGUCCAUAUUUCAGCUUGUCGUGCCGCGUCGUCAUCGCUUCCUAUCACGAGCUCGAUCUCCGUUGUCAUCGGGCUUCACACGUUCUCGCGUUUGUCGUCGAGCUGUUGAACCCGUCCUCCCUUGCUCGUGACUUCAUCGUCGCCUGAGCUCGCGCUAACCUGCUCAACCCCACCUCGCUAGCUCGCUCUAGACUCGAUCUCGUCGUCGUUCCGUGUGUCGUCCAGAAAUCCUAAGCGUUGGGUGAAGACGAAGCUAGCCGCGUGAUAUUUACCAAGUGCUCGACAAAAGACCUGAGCGAGAAUCAGCAACGUUUGCUUGGAAUUUUAAUUAAAUCGGUAACCAUUCUCUAGUUCGCUAUUUCUUUAAUUGAUUGAGUCGAUGGAUGAAAUAAAUUAAUGUGCUAUUGUGAUGCUC
Molecule: messenger RNA, 1562 nt
Organism: Zea mays
Lineage: Eukaryota; Viridiplantae; Streptophyta; Magnoliopsida; Poales; Poaceae
Exons: 1
Coding region: 188-775 (195 amino acids)
Source: RefSeq, marked predicted